Messenger RNA from Cucurbita moschata (crookneck pumpkin), 2598 nucleotides. Its product is annotated as cation/calcium exchanger 3-like. The record is from RefSeq and is a predicted model, not a curated record. Gene Ontology annotation, cellular component: membrane. Bases 399 to 2345 code for a protein of 648 amino acids. Gene Ontology annotation, biological process: monoatomic cation transport; transmembrane transport. The transcript is spliced from 2 exons. Lineage: Eukaryota; Viridiplantae; Streptophyta; Magnoliopsida; Cucurbitales; Cucurbitaceae. Gene Ontology annotation, molecular function: monoatomic cation transmembrane transporter activity.
UGCAAAGGGUAUAAAGAUUCCGCCUUUUCUUUGAAGAAUCGUUUGAUCGGGUCGGGCGAGUUCGGUUGCGCCGUCGUACUCCGCCACGCGUGUCGGCUACUCGUACCCCGCCAAUCUUCUUCUCCCGCGUUCAUGUCGUGGAUCACUGCUAUCGUCGUAAAACCCUAAUGUUUGUGCUCUCAAUUGUUCUACAUUCAUCUUUCAGCUCAAACAUCAUCUCUAUGCGUUGAUUCAAUCCUAUCUUCCGAUUGUUUUGCUGCAAUUAUUGUUUGAAUUUUGCAUCAUCUAGUCGUGGCUAGGGUUUCGAACCUUUGUUUGUGAUUUGGGUUCCAGUUUUCUGUUAUUGACGACCUCUGAAGCAACUAUUGGCUUUAUUAAUCGGUUGCGGGUGGAAGAUUAUGACUAGAACGUAUGCAAUUUCUGGAGCGAGAAACUUUCGAUAUCGAGGGAUUUUUCAUGGAAUUUGCUCCAUUGUGUUGCUUUGUUUAUACCUUAAUCAGGGGAAGUUCUUGAGAAAUCCGUUUGAUCAGAAUUCGCAUUCGGUUCUUCCCCAUAAAUGGACCAUUGGUGAUAAGCAGGCUGGGGUGAUUCAUAGGCGAAUAACUGAAGUCUCUGCUUCUUCUCUAAACAAUACCAUCGGUGUUGAUGGACUUCUUACAAAUAAUAAUAACACCGGGAGUCGUCCCCUAUUAUGCGUUGGCUUAUCCGAACACAAAGGUUAUCAGAGCCGAUGUGAGUACUUGAUUGCCCAUCCCGAUUGCAAUUCAGGGGGAUUUUUCAAUUAUAUCGCAUUCUUCUACUGUGACUGUGAAGGUUUUAGACUUUUGGGUUAUGUGGCUUUGAUAAUUUGGCUUGCUGCGUUGUUCUAUCUAUUGGGUAAUACCGCAGCUGACUUUUUUUGUUGCUCCUUGGAGAAACUGUCAAAUCUUUUGAAGUUGCCAGCGACUGUGGCCGGAGUGUCGUUGCUUCCUCUUGGUAAUGGAGCUCCUGAUGUCUUUGCCAGCAUUGCUGCUUUUAUGGGAAAGGAUGCUGGUGAUGUUGGUCUUAACAGUGUCUUGGGUGGAGCUGUCUUUGUAACUUGUAUCGUUGUUGGUGCUGUUUCUCUUUGUGUUGCCGAGAGGGACAUCAGGAUUGAUAGGAAAUGCUUUAUCAGAGACAUAUGUUUCUUCAUGUUUGUCAUCAUCUCACUUGCUAUAAUUUUGGCGUUUGGUCGGGUUACUGUCAUCAGUGCCAUUGCGUUUGUUUCGAUUUAUUUAGUCUAUGGAUUUGUAGUUGCUGCAAAUGAGAUUUUGGAGAAUGACCCAGUAAAAGUGACACUGAACUCCUUGACACCUUUGCUUCCUGUAACUGGAAGCAUUUUCUCUGUUGGGAGUGACGACGAAGAAUCGGUCUAUACAACUCUGCUUGAUUACGAGGCUGAUGGUGAUGUACCACAUCUCCAAAAUAAACUGCCACAAUGGAUGUGGUCUUCACAUGUUGCAAUCUAUUCAAAUCAGGCUAUGAAGGGCAGUGUUGAUAGUCCAAAAUUUCUGUGGGGUUGGAAUGAUGAGAAUACAGCAACUGACCACUCAUUGUUUUCCUGGUCCAAAUUAUUUUCACUUCUUGAACUUCCAUUGAUACUCCCAAGACGUUUGACCAUUCCCAUUGUCGAGGAGGAACGGUGGUCCAAAGUCUAUGCUGUUGCCAGUGCUACGCUAGCACCCGUUCUUCUGGCAUAUUUAUGGAACACCCAAGAUGCUCUAGGACCUCUGAGUGGAAAACUUGCCUACUUUUUUGGGUUUUCCCUUGGCGGUGUGCUUGGUGUCCUUGCAUAUUUGUAUACAAGCUCUGGUCAUCCACCUCGCAGGGCUUUGUUUCCAUGGGUCUUUGGAGGAUUUUUUAUGAGCAUCGUCUGGUUUUACAUCGUUGCAAAUGAGCUAGUUGCUUUGUUGAUGACAUUAGGUUUAAUUUUUGGAGUCAACCCAUCAAUUCUUGGAUUAACAGUGCUGGCCUGGGGGAACUCAAUGGGGGAUUUGAUGUCCAAUUUAGCACUGGCAAUGAAUGGUGGAGACAGUGUACAGAUUGCUAUGUCUGGGUGCUACGCUGGGCCUAUGUUCAAUACUCUUGCGGGGCUGGGUACCUCCAUGCUUCUUGGAGCCAUUUCCCGUAGACCUGCAGCUUACAUGCUUCCUAGAGAUAGUAGCUUGUUUUACACAUUGAGUUUUUUAAUGUUAGGACUCAUUUGGUCAGUUGUUGUGUUACCUAGGAACGGUAUGCGCCCGAACAAAAAUCUAGGAGUUGGCUUGAUUGUUAUAUAUUUGUCGUUUCUCAUCCUCAGGGUGAGCACGUCAAUGGUGAAUCCCUGAUGCUGGCAAUAAAUGUUUGUUUAAACUAAUCAUAGGCGUCUCAACUAAAAGCUGGCCAUUGUAACGUGCGAUUCAAUUAAAUGGUAGCCAAAAGUCAAGGACGUUCUCUGGACCCUGAACAGUUAUUAAGACAAUAGAUGAUGUUAUAGGAGAUCAUGAUGCCUUGACUUUGCAUCAUCAGCCUGUUAAUAUCAUGAUUUGUAUAUCAUAGCAUUGUUUAGUGAAAUGAAGUUGUAUAUUUUUUCCUUUUAAA